Molecule: messenger RNA, 219 nt
Organism: Mesorhabditis spiculigera
Lineage: Eukaryota; Metazoa; Nematoda; Chromadorea; Rhabditida; Rhabditidae
Source: the annotation of a GenBank genome assembly
AUGGAGCAGGCGCUUUUUAUGUGGUUUUAUGUAAUCGGCUUUUUCAUGGAGCGAAGACCCUGUCACAUCUGCUCAGCCAUCUUCUUCAUCGCCCUCGGCUUAUUAUGUUACAGUGACAGUGACAGUUGCAUUUUUUGGCCAACUUGUGACAAGAAACUGAACGGCGAGAUGUGCACUUACGUCUACAAAAGUAUUUACGGGGAUAAGACGGACGCUCAA